GCCAAAAAUGUUAACCAAUUUCAUGGCAGCAAAUAAAUCCAUUUCAUUUCUUCAAUGUGCAACACAGAUGUUUCUCUUUGUUACUUUUGGAACAACGGAAUGCUUUCUCUUGGCUGCAAUGGCUUAUGAUCGCUAUGUGGCCAUCUACAACCCACUUCUGUAUUCAGUGAGCAUGUCACCCAGAGUCUAUGUGCCACUCAUCAUUGCUUCCUAUGUUGGUGGCAUUUUAAAUGCUACUAUACACACAGUGGCCACAUUCAGCCUGUCCUUCUGUGGAUCCAAUGAAGUUAGACAUUUCUUUUGUGAUAUCCCUCCUCUCCUUGAUAUUUCUUGCUCUUCCACUCACACAAACCAGCUUCUACUCUUUUACUUUGUUGGAUCCAUUGAGAUAGUCACUAUCCUGAUUGUCCUGGUCUCCUAUGGUUUCAUUCUGGUGGCCAUUCUGAAGAUGCACUCUGCUGAAGGGAGGCAAAAAAUCUUCUCUACAUUCGGUUCUCACCUAACUGGAGUGACAAUUUAUCAUGGGACAGUCCUCUUCAUGUAUGUGAGACCAAGUUCCAGCUAUGCUUUGGAGCAUGACAUGAGAGUUUCGAUUUUUUACACCGUUGUGAUUCCAAUGCUGAAUCCCAUCAUCUACAGUUUGAGGAACAAAGAUGUAAAAGAGGCAAUGAAAAGAUGGUUUGGGAGAAGUUGGUUUUAAAGAAAGUGUGUUUUCAACAUUGAGUAAAGAUG
Molecule: messenger RNA, 732 nt
Organism: Galeopterus variegatus (Sunda flying lemur)
Lineage: Eukaryota; Metazoa; Chordata; Mammalia; Dermoptera; Cynocephalidae
Product: olfactory receptor 5T1-like
Exons: 1
Coding region: 8-700 (230 amino acids)
Biological process (GO): G protein-coupled receptor signaling pathway; sensory perception of smell
Cellular component (GO): membrane
Molecular function (GO): odorant binding; olfactory receptor activity; G protein-coupled receptor activity
Source: RefSeq, a predicted model, not a curated record